CUAUCGUCCGUCAGAGUGCUCUAGAGUAGUGAGAAGAGAACGGUUGUCUUGGCGGCUAGCAUGGAUCCCCACAUGACAGCAUUUGCUCACCUCCCUGGUGGAUACCCCCACUACCCCAGCCCAAGGAUGUUCACCACUCCCAGGACAUGGCACCCUCAUAUUUACGAUAACUCACCCAAACAACCUACGCCUCACUCCAUUGUUGACAUUCUUGGCCUUUCUAAGGAGAAGUUGGGCCUGUCCUCCUCGGCAAGGGAAGACCGGGAGCGGCACGGUUGUUCUUCGCCGUCUGGUAGGACGAAACUUUACCUUGGUGAUGGCGAUGGUCCGCACAAAAACCCAGCCGAUCUGUCUUACCACGACGGGGAUAUAAAACACAGAGACCGGGCCCACGAUAGGUGCAGGGAACUGGAGGCUGCCAGGGCCAAUAACAACAACAACAACAAAAUAGAGAAGGCCAACGACAGAUCAUCAGACAGAUUAGAAGAGACAGAUGACAGCAAUGGAGGUGACGAUAGAAACGGCAAAGGAGAGAAACGGAAGAAGUUAGAUGAAGACAAAGAGAAACUAGAAGAUGAUAAAUCCUCGAAGAAGAAAAAGGCGAGAACAACUUUUACUGGCAGACAAAUUUUUGAACUCGAAAAACAAUUUGAACAGAAGAAAUAUCUUUCUUCUACAGAGAGGGCGGAAAUGGCAGCUCUACUCAAUGUUACAGAAACGCAGGUGAAAAUAUGGUUUCAAAAUCGACGAACAAAGUGGAAGAAGCAAGAAAACAUUUCCAAUGCGGAGGCAGCCGAACACAAAUUAAGCCACGAAAAGAAGGGGAAUACUUGUAACCAGAAGUCUAAAUCUCAGAGUCAGAAAACAAAGGAAGGAGAAGAAGGGAGCAGUGGAAAAGAAGCGGAGGACAAAUCCUCCUCUCCCAUUGGCUCAACCACGAAGAGUGAGUCACAUGACACGGAUGGCUACGACAGUUCCAGUGUGUGUAGUAAUGACAGUAAGGAGAGCGUGACUCCAUCCGAGGACAACAAACAGCUAGUUGUGUCCGCCCCGAUUCCCUCAGUGCUACCCACGAUACCCCGACUACAGUGUGAAACAGACAUGAUAAACCUCAGUUCUUCAGAGAAACUAUCCCCAUCACGUUUGGAGUGUUCCUUGGAAGCUCAGCCUUCCGUGGACAGAGACUCCUCUUAUUGCCUCUCUUCUCCUGUCCCCUGUCAGUCCCCCUCUCCCUCGGACAAGGAUCCCACGGGGACCGACGUGGUAAUCUCGACCAAUCAGAACACAGCUGGUGAUGACGUCACUGGUCGACUCGCGCCGCAGCAGCUCCUAUCGUGAAGCGCAGCCCGGCUUUUACUAAAAGCUGGAUUGGUGAUGGCAGUUCGAUUAAAACUCCCUCCAUUUAAUCAUUGUCACGACUAUUUUUCUACAAGCGGCUUACGGUCGGCCGGGGAGUAUCCAUUAUCACUGCUUCAUUUGUUUUGUCAGACAUUGGCUGUUCCGUGCACGACAGGACAGGCGAACAAUUUGUGCAGUGAUAGAGCCAGUCGCACGACAAUGUGUCUUUGGCCUGAAGCGACGAACUAUUCACAGACUUUGCAACCAUGCAGUAUAGGCCUACAUAAAUGUUCGCUGAAUGAUAAUUUAUGUUACCACGGCAUAUGUAGUACUAUUGUUCUAGUCAGUUCAUCUAGCAAUGUGCUAAGGUUUACAAACCUUAUGAAUCUGUAGGGAUCUUUGUGGAAUUACUAAAGUUACUCCCAAUGGGACUUUCGCUUUAAGAACAUUAUGAC
Messenger RNA from Liolophura sinensis, 1793 nucleotides. RefSeq names its product NK1 transcription factor-related protein 1-like. The transcript has 3 exons. Gene Ontology annotation, molecular function: RNA polymerase II cis-regulatory region sequence-specific DNA binding; DNA-binding transcription factor activity, RNA polymerase II-specific. NCBI's taxonomy places the organism in Eukaryota, Metazoa, Mollusca, Polyplacophora, Chitonida, Chitonidae. Gene Ontology annotation, cellular component: nucleus. The coding region runs from base 61 to 1338 and encodes 425 amino acids. Gene Ontology annotation, biological process: cell differentiation; regulation of transcription by RNA polymerase II. The record is from RefSeq and is a predicted model, not a curated record.